GGCUGAGGACAAGAAGAGGGAGGGUUUAACGUUUCUUUUUUAGGAAGAGUUGUGAGACGAGAUGGCGUGGGUGCAGGGGAAGAGGUCAACCAUGUGCGACAACACGAUGGAGUCGUCCACAUUACCUGGUGCAAAUAGUGGGGGGUUGGAGAAGGGAACCUCCCCCACCACCCUGGUGGAAGAUUUCGAAAGCAGCAGGAAGUUCCCUCGGAUAGACACAGGGAAAACAUAUGCGGACGAAGGGUGCAGCUCUUCACGAUCUGGUUCACGGUUUUCCAUGGAGGACUCCACUAGCACUCUCUGUGAUGGUCUCGGGAAUGCGGCGGGGACUCUUGCAAGGGCCAAUGUAGAAAGUGCACAGCAAAUGAUCAGUCAAAUCGGUGCAGUAGCCAGUGUAAUGAAGGAUGGUAACGUUGUGUUGCAACUUCUGGUCGAGGUGAUGGCGAGGCGUGUGGGAGGAGGAGGUGGACGACGGGCGCUCAGGGCGUCCGCGUGUGUGGUAUCGACGACGAUGCACUCAAAAGCUUCAAAGGGAACGGGUAUGGCAUUAGCAGCUCUACUCGUCCGUAACGGUGGAGUGGUGGACGACUCCCCGAAUCACAACAUGCAGCCCAACGGCCUGGAACCCAGGACUGAGGAAGGGUUCGUUCACGGUUGGUAUUGGAAGAAGAAGGCGAGGAUCAUGCCGUGGAUGCCGAUAUGGUGGGUGGGAAGGAACACUAGGGGGAGGUCAAGUGCCUGGUCAGGCAGACAGGAGAAGGUCGCCCUCGAAAUCUUGAGGGAGUGGAGUAGCAAGAGAAGGACAAAGGGUGAGGGUGAGGAUGCGGGAUCAGGAGGAUGGGAGGGUCGGGAUUUGGUGAAGAUGCGAGAUCAGGAGGAUGAGAGGGACGGGAUUUGAGCUAUCAAUAGGUUGAUAGGCGUUCGUGUUCCUUCAGGUGAACUUCGGGAGCAGCGCUCAGUGCAUUCUCUUUUCCCGAGGAAAGUACUAGCAGUGGGCAUGUCGGCUCAAGCAGGAGACGGCAGUAUGGAUCUUAAGAAGAUGACGGUGGCCGAGCUCCGCGCAGAGUUGGAAAGGCGUGGGCUCGAGACCUCUGGACUCAAAAAUGCGCUGGUGCACCGCCUUGAAGCGGCGAUUGGCAGAGACAGAAAAGGGGCACCAUCGGGAUCGGGCACCCCUGCGAAAGUGGUAAAGACAGGAUCAGGAACACCAGGGAAGAGUGCAGCAGAUGUGAAGGCAGCAGCGACGACACCUGCUAAGGCGGGAGGGACGCCAAAGACAGGAGUGUCUACAAAGCCUGCCGAAGCGUCCAAGACGCCAGAGGCAGAGGCUGGGAAAACAGGCGGGGGUGCAAAGCAGGCUGCGGGUGCAAGCGCACAGACAAGCUCCGCAGCGGCUGCCGGUGCACCUGCGGCUGGUGCACUCGCAAAGACAGCUGCUGCUGCGCCCGCACCUGCGAAGGCAGCCACAGCUGCAGCUACAGCUGCAAAGGCAGCGACAGCAGCGGCACCUGGAAAGACAGCUGCAGCUACACCUGCAAAGGCAGUCACAGCUGCAGCUACACCUGCAAAGGCAGUCACAGCUGCAGCGGCACCUGCAAAGACAGCCACAGUUGUACCUGCAAAGGCAGCACCUGCAAAGGCAGCCGCAGGUGCAGCAGCACCUGCAAAGUCAGCCACAGCUGCAGCGGCACCUGCAAAGGCAGCUGCAGGUAUAUCUGCAAAGGCAACCGCAGUUGCAGCAGCGGCACCUGCAAAGACAGCCACAGGUGUACCUGCAAAGGCAACACCUCCAAAGGCAGCCGCAGCUGCAGCAGCACCUGCAAAACCAGCCACAGCUGCAGCAGCACCUGCAAAGACUGCGACAGAUGUAGCGGCAUCUGCAAAGACAGCUCCUGCUACCAGUGCGCCCGCAAAGGCAGCCACACCAGCUAGCGCACCGACAAAGACUCCCACAGCUGCAAGCACACCUGCAAAGCCAGCCACAGCAGUGAAGGCGGUCGCUGCUGCGAGAGCAGCCACAACACCUCCCACGGCUGGGAAUGCAGCAGCAAAGGGACCCACAAAUGCCAGCGCGGCGGGGAAGGUAGCAACAACUGCAAAUGCAGUGGCGAAGGCGGCACCGACUACAGGUGCAGCAGUGAAGGUGGUACCGACUGCAAGUAUCCUGGCAAAGCCAGCGGUGGCUGCCAAGGGACCUGUGGCAGUGAAGCCUCAGGCCGAGUCAAGCGCAUCACUGAAAGCAGGAGAGGAUGCAAGGGCAAGUGCGGCUGGAAAGGCAACUGAGGCAAAGGGCACUGCAACACCAAAGAGUACUGCGGCGGUGAAAUCUGCUGCGCCUGUUAAGGUGGGUGCUCCACUCAGAGCUUCUGAUGAAGGAAAAGCUGCAGAAGCGUCAAUGGAUGCGGCCUCUGAGCAAGCCACAGCAGGAGGAGGCGCAAUGAAGGUAGUUACAGCUGACAAGCCCUUGGAGGUUGCAGGCAAACCAAGUGAUGUUGUGACAGGUAGAGAAUCCUCCGACGGCGACAAGGGCAAGGCUAGCGCAGCAGCGGAAGCAAGUCGGGCCAGAAAAGAGGAGAGUGGAGAGAGCGCCAUGCAGUGUGAGGAAGAUGUUGUCAUGGUGGACAUGGAUGAGGUGGUCGUCCUUGACGUGGAUGAUCAAAUACCCAUAGAAGAGCAUGCUAACAAUGACAGCGAGAUGAAGGCGGCAGAUACGCCAGAUGCUGCGAAGCUUGAUAAUAGCGACACAGCACGCGAAGAGAAACCGGCCCAGCAGGAGAGCUCUGCUGUUAUGCAGUCUCCUUCUGAGGAUGAGAAAAGGAGACUAAGGGCUGAGAGGUUUGGACUUGCACAGGAGGAAGUCGUAGUAAAGGCCAGCGAAAGUAUUGUGAAUGCUAAUAAGAAGGGCAAGGACAAGAGUAGUAGCGAUGGGCCAAGCAAAGAGAAGGCCGGUGAGAAACGAGAAGCAGGAGCUGCGGAGCCGGAUGAGGAAUCGAAAAAGGGUCAGAAAGCGGCGAAGUUCGUGGAUCGAGCGGCAAUGUCGACUGCCAAGUUCAAGGCAUCAGCUGGGGAGAUAGUUGUGGACGAAGUGGAAGCUGCAAAGAGGAAGAUGCGCUUAGAGAGGUUUGGCCCAAUUGACAACCAGAUGUUGGAAGGGCCAUUGUCGAGGAAGAGACUACGAGCAUGAGGAAAUGCGCAGAGGGCAUGAAUCAGUUCGGAGAGCUAUAGAAUGACAUAGUCGGAGUGCAGGACGGCGGGAUCUUUCCUCCAUGACUGUGGACACACAGGGCACAGCUUGCAGGCUGCUGGGCUGGGGGACUGUGGAUUCGCAAAGGUAUCGAUAUGUAUAUUGAGGGGCAAGGAGCACCGGAGCAGUGAAGCAAAUAUGGUUACGUUGGUCGUGUUUUUGGCAUUGUGGAGUGAGGAGAGCUCCUUCAAUCUAACGGAGGAUCGCACAGUGAUACUCGCUUGAAAAGUUGAAGUGGCGAUGUCGACCUUGUGAAUAUUUGCAGUGUAAAAAGUGCCCCUACUUCAUGGACGUAGGCAAAGCGACAGUUGUCCCGGUUUGCGAACACUUGUACUGACAGUCAGAUGGCAAAUUGUUUUGCGGUCUGUGCACCCAAUGCAGUCUGGUCUGCUGUGUUGGGAAGGGAUGCAGGGCUCUGAUUUGAUCUCGAAAGUGAUUGAAACGGCUAGAGUGGGACUACGUAAGUAUUUGUCAAGGGGCAAGCAUAACUACGGUGCAAGCACUUCUUCUUUUUCCAGAGGGCGGGCAUUUGGCCUGAGAGCACUUCUUCUUUUUUGCUGUGUAUAUGGGUGCUGUGCGGAAACCACAUGUCAUCCGGAGGGGGAGGAGAAAGGUGGGCUAUAGAAUAGAUGCCGCUGGGAAGGCAGAGAAUGUUUUUUGCGCAGCAGUACUCACAGUUGCAAGUGAUUACAUAGUUGGACGUCUGAUGCAUGAACCGGUGCCGAUAGAGAGAAUGUUAGGAUGAGAGGAGCUCGAGGAGUCUGUUCCAGUCAUAGCCAAACUUUUUCCAGCUGGUACAGGUGGAACGCUGGGCCCUGGACGAAUGGUUCACUGCUCCUACCUUAGGGUCUUGGGACUGGUACUGCAUGGGGCUUUUGUAGCUAUGCCAUCCUCCACAGACAUUGUAGGAAUUGGUUGUUAUUAUGUUUUCAUGUAACUGCUUGAGGGAUUUUUUGUUUUUGCUUUUGUUUUUUUCUCUUUUCAAGCUACAUACCUCUCUCUCUCUCUCGCUCUCUCUCCUGCAGUGUUGUGCCGGAAGACGUGGAGAGUGCCGUUCACCCUCGGGCUAAAAAGGAAAUAGGUCCUUCGUUGGUGAGUUCCCCCCAAGUUCCAUUUAGAAAUCAGCUGCUGUCAAGUUCUGCUGAUCAUCUAGAUUCGCUGAGGGUAGUCCAUUGUGUGAGCUGAAGUACCGUAACAAAGUCACGUGUACCUUAUGAUGCAUUUCAAGUAGGACUAGCUAGCCCCUUGUUUGCAGUGGCUGGACUUGGUUGGUUUGCUUACCCUGUUGGAGGGACUUUGAAAAGUAUUGUCAUGUGGCUUUAUGUCCUUGGCUUUAUGUCCCUAAUGUUCCUCAGACUGCUGCCCGGGCCCUUCGGAGCAGAAGCACACAGUUAUUCAUCUCCUUGCGAUUUUCAUUUGCUUUCGCUGGAUAUUUUGUAUCCUGCAUCGCUGGGCAGGGUAUUUAUGACUGUAUAUAAUGUCUAGACUCUAUAGUAUAUAGUAUACUUAAUAUGUGUCAUCUAUGUUUUCAUAAAAAUGACGUACAUGUCUGGCAGUGGUUUGAGUACUCACUCUUUCCCACAGUUCAUCCUCAUAGUCCUCUGCGUAUUUUCCUAAGUUGUGCGUGCCUCAAGUUUGCCCUCAGUCGUUGUUCGAUGACCUAUACUCUCUACUCUAGGAUGUGUCUGCUGCUGUUUUUUAAUUGUGUGUUAUGGAUGCAUACGCAGCCUUACGUUACGGGAACUCCCGGUCGAACGAGGGUUCCUCUAAUUGCAAACAAACCGUGCAAGCAGUC
Molecule: messenger RNA, 5039 nt
Organism: Chara braunii
Lineage: Eukaryota; Viridiplantae; Streptophyta; Charophyceae; Charales; Characeae
Source: the annotation of a GenBank genome assembly